AGAGAGAUGAACAAUGAUACAUUCUGAGUCUCUGACAAAGUUUAACAACCGCCUUUUACAGGAAGGCUUGUAGCCCUACUUGCGUCAAUCCAAGAGAGAGAGCAGUUGACAGACUGCACUGUUCUUCUUCUCCGUAUCUUCCUCCCCACAACCUCAUCCAUUUCUCCAUCCCUUCUCUCUCUACACUCUGUAAUUCGCAUAUAGAUUCCAUAAACACGUUCACCACAGAUUUAUAUUCACAAAAUGCCUGCAUUUCAUUGAUUCCCGUUCCCUGCCCAACGAAUCACUCAUUCUUCUGCAUAAUCGAGCGUAGUCGGCCGUACAUCAUGUCUACCCAGCCCAAAUCUGCUGUAUCUGGAGCUCCGGCUAAAGUAUCAAUGGCAACCACUCGUGUGAGCAAGACUAGCAGCAGGGGAGCAGUUAAAUCCAAUGCGGAUGCUGCUUCUCCCCUGCAAAGUUCUCGCCUCUCGGUUGAUCGCUCCCCUAGAUCUGUUCCAUCGAAGCCUGCAGUCGACCGCCGCUCUCCCAAACUCACCACUCCGCCUGAAAAAAAGGCGGCUCGUGUUUCAAAACCGUCUGAAGUUCAGCCUGAACUGAGUCUAGCUAAGGAAGAACUUAAGAAGGCUGAGGAGAAGCUGGUUUUGGUUCAGAAUGAAAAAGAGAAGGCUCUUGAUGAAUUGAAAGAAACCCGGAGAUUGGCUGAGGAAGCAAAUGAGAAGCUCCGGGAGGCAUUGAUUACACAGAAACGAGCAGAAGAGAAUUCUGAGAUUGAAAAGUUUCGAGCAGUUGAAAUGGAGCAGGCAGGCAUUGAAGCUGCUCAAAGAAAUGAGGAGGAACGGCAGAAAGAGCUUGAAACGGUUAGGGACCAGCAUGCGGCGGAUGUUGCUGCUCUUCAAUCUGCCACUCAGGAUAUUCAGAAGGUGAAGGAAGAACUAGCCCAGAUAAGUCAUGCAAAAGAGCAGGCACUGCAGCAUGUAGAAGAUGCAACAAAAUUGGCAGAGGCUCACGCACGAAAGGUUGAAGCUCUCUCAGCUGAGUUGGCCCAUAUGAAAUCUGUGCUUGAUUCUAGAGUCGAAAUGGAGGCAAGUGAAAAAGAUAAGUUUGUAUCAGAACUGAAAUCAGAGAUAGUUUCCCUGAACCAGCAACUUAAAAAGGCUCAAAUGUUGGAGGAGAAUUUGGCAGAAAAAGAGGCUAUCAUAGAGCAACUAAAUGUUGACCUCGAGGCUGCAAAAAUGGCCGAGUCUUAUGCUCGUAACCUGGUGGAUGAGUUGCAAGAAAAAGUUAAGGAAUUAUCAUCUCAAGCUGAGCAAGCAAAGAGAUUGGAGAGAUCUGCAUCAGAAUCACUGGAAUCUGUGAUAAAACAACUUGAAGGAAGCAAUGAUUCAUUGCAUGAUGCCGAAUCACAGAUUGGAUCGCUCAAGGAGAAGGUAGUCCUGCUGGAAAUCUCUAUCGACAGGCAGAAAAGGGAUCCGGAGGAGUUAGAUAUCCUCCUCGAACUCGCGAAAGAAGAAGCUUCCAAAAUGGCAAAGAAGGUUGAAUCUCUGAGGUCUGAGCUUGAGACCUUAAAAGAAGAAAAAUCUCACUCUUUAAACAAUGAGAAACUUGCAGCUGAAAAUGUCCAAACUCUGUUGGGAGAGAAAAAUAAACUCAUUAAUGAGUUGGGAAAUUCAAGAGAUGAGGAAGAAAAAAGUAAGAGAGCAUUAGAAAGUCUAGCAUCAGCAUUACAUGAAGUUUCUUCAGAAGCAAGAGAUGCCAAAGAAAAGCUCUUGUCUUUUCAAGUUGAGCACGAAAACUAUGAAUCUCAGAUAGAGGAUCUGAAGUUGGUUCUCAAAGGAACAAAUGGGAAGUAUGAAAGCAUGCUUGGUGAUGCCAGGAAAGAAAUUGAAGCUCUGACUAAUUCAAUCGAACAGUCCAAGCACGAUCAUCAGAACUCAAGAGCCGAGUGGGAGCAGAGGGAGCUUCACUCGAUGAAUUCUAUCCAGAAAUCUGAAGAGGAGAAAUCUUCUGUGGAAAGUGAAAUCAAUAGCCUGGUUAAUCUGCUGAAAAUGGCGGAGGAAGAAGCUUGUGCCACAAGACAGGAGGAGGAACAUUGGAAAAAUUCGUUCAAAGAAGCUGAAUCGGAAGCCAUUUACCUAAAGGAAGUCCUUGGUGAAGCAAAGGCGGAGAGCAUGGGAUUGAAAGAGGUUUUGAUGGACAAGGAAAAUGAACUGCAGAAUUUUCUUCAGGAAAAUGACGAGCUGAGGAAAAGAGAAGCGUCAUCGUUAAAGAAGAUUGAGGAUUUAUCUAAACUGCUUGAAGAAGUUCCGGCUAAGAAGCAUGAGGAGGAAAAUGGUGAGCUCACAGACAGUGAAAAAGAUUACGACAUGCUCCCAAAAGUGGUCGAGUUUUAUGAACAAAAUGGCACCGGAGAAGAGAAGCCUAAGGUGGAAAACCAAUCUCAGGAGACAGAGCUACCAGUACCUGCAAAGGAGACACUGCAUGAAGUUCAUGAUGUUAUUAAUAAUGAAUUUGUUCAGACAGCUUCAAAAAAGGAGAAUUGGAAUGGGAAAGUAAAAGAAAAUGAGUUAGAGAAGGGCAGUGAUGAUGCUACAGAAGUUGAUCUUAAAAUGUGGGAUAGUUGCAACAUUGAGGAAAAAGACUACUCUCCAGAGGGAGAGGGAGAGGGAGAGGGAGAGGGAGAGACAGAGCAGGAAUCCUUGGAGGACGAAGUGGAACACAAAGCCGAGGGCACAGACAGCCAAGAGCAGGCUAACGGUCAUUCAACAGAGAAUCCUGACAACGGCGGAAGCUCACCAACAAAGCAAAACGGGUUGAAGAAGAAGAAGAAACCGUUGCUUCAUAAAUUUGGGAGCCUACUGAAGAAGAAGAAGGGUACUACCAAUCAGAAGUAAUGCAUCAACUACCUAUUCUGUUUCCUAUCCACUUGGCUUUAGGAGGUAUACAGGAGACCAUACAUUGCAGUAUAAUUUGUGAAUGGUUUUUUUUUUUCAUUUUUAUCUUAUUUUGGCUCUCGUGGAGUCUUGAAUAUGAAAGGCUUGUAUCCUUUUUAGAAAUUUUUUUGUACCUAUCUCACAAUGUGAUUAGCUUGUGUGCAUUAGAUCUCAUUAAGAGGAAGUUUCUUGU
Messenger RNA from Salvia splendens (bonfire salvia), 3123 nucleotides. RefSeq names its product WEB family protein At3g02930, chloroplastic-like. The record is from RefSeq and is a predicted model, not a curated record. The transcript is spliced from 3 exons. NCBI's taxonomy places the organism in Eukaryota, Viridiplantae, Streptophyta, Magnoliopsida, Lamiales, Lamiaceae. Gene Ontology annotation, biological process: reciprocal meiotic recombination. The coding region runs from base 327 to 2891 and encodes 854 amino acids.